AUCAACACCAAGUCUAUUGGAAGAAAGGACACUUUUCAAAAACAAAAUAAAAGAGGAUAAAAAAGUUGCCAAGUCACCAAAAGCUAAGGUCCAUUUUGGAUUUAGGGAAAUCAAUUAUUAUCCAUCCAAAUGCACUCCAAAACACUCUGAAAACAACAAACAUUUCUUCUAACUUUGUUACACAAACAUGAGCACUUUCACAAAUCCCACAACUUUGUUCCAUCCAAAAAUCACCAUAACAAAAAAUCAUCACACACAAUACAAGACACAACCCAAAAUCCAAUCAAACUUAUCAAGUGAUGAAGAAAAAUCUUCAUGCAGACGAAAACUCAUCGCGACAUUUCUAGCCACGCCAUUGACACUAGGCCUACAAUCUACCCCGUUAGCAUUGGCUGAAAAUUGGGGCGUUCGAUCAUUUUUAAGGGAACAUUUCUUUGAACCUGGAUUGUCACCUGAAGAUGCAGUGGCACGAAUUCGCCAAACAGCAGAUGGACUACAUAGCAUUAAAGAGAUGUUGGAGACCAAUUCAUGGAGGUAUGUCUUGUUUUAUAUUCGUCUUAAAUCAGCUUAUCUUAAACAGGACAUGAAGAAUGCCUUGUCCAGGGUGCCUGAAAGUCGAAAAGAGUCUUAUAUUAAAACUGCCAAUGAGCUGACUGAUAACAUGGCUGAGUUUGAUUACUACAUCCGAACUCCAAAGAUAUACGAAUCUCGUGUAUUCUACGAGAAGACGUUGAAAUCAAUUGAUGAAUUGGUGGCAUUGCUAGCAUAGUGUUUAGAAUUUGCAAAAUCAAAGCCAGAUGUGAGUGAAUGGUGUAUCGAAAAUCGCCUUUGGUUUAACAGAUGUGAAGAACCUGUUUGGCAUAAUGACCAAGAGAUCUUGAAAUUAUAUAAAGUAGCAACUGAAAUAGUCUCAGUUUGUGUUCAUUAGUUUGUUCAAAAAAGGACUAUCUUCAAUAAGCAAAUUAAAGCUUAUGAGUACAUAAGUUUGGUAGCCAUUUCUGAGACCCUCUGUAUUGGUCUGUCCAAAAGAGAAUGUGACUUUUUCUUAUUUGACUACUA
Capsicum annuum is the source of this 1059-nucleotide messenger RNA. RefSeq names its product photosynthetic NDH subunit of lumenal location 2, chloroplastic. The transcript has 2 exons. Gene Ontology annotation, cellular component: photosystem II oxygen evolving complex; chloroplast; extrinsic component of membrane. Gene Ontology annotation, molecular function: calcium ion binding. Gene Ontology annotation, biological process: photosynthesis; photosynthetic electron transport chain. Lineage: Eukaryota; Viridiplantae; Streptophyta; Magnoliopsida; Solanales; Solanaceae. The coding region runs from base 188 to 769 and encodes 193 amino acids. The record is from RefSeq and is a predicted model, not a curated record.